GGCUGGGUUUGCUAAUUCUGAUAUAGAAACAUUAAUCAGGAGCGUAAGGAGCCAAAAGCGCAGCCGGCGUCAUCUUCAACACAAAGUUGUGUGUGUGACGAGCUAGUGGUUCUACAGAUAGGAUGUCCUACAUGAGCGCAGACAGCGGCUGGUCCCAGUCAGGGGACUUCAACAGCCUGAUCCGGACAUGCAGCUCCAACAUCCAGAAGAUCAGCCAAAACUCCGGUCAGAUCAAAAAUCUCCUCUACCAGCUCGGGACGAGACAGGAAACCUCAGAGCUCCAGGAGAGACUCCAGCAGCUCCAGCACUACACCAACCAGCUGGCCAAAGAAACCAACAGACACAUGAAGGAGCUGGGCUCUCUGCCCCCACCACUGUCUCCAUCUGAACAGAGGCAGCAGAAGCUGCAGAAGGAGCGUUUGAUGAACGAUUUCUCUGCAGCUCUCAACAAUUUCCAGGUGGUGCAGCGGAGAGCAGCUGAAAAAGAGAAGGAGUCAGUGGCCAGAGCUCGCGCUGGAUCCAAAGUCCUGGGAGACGGAGGCAAUGUGAGCGAACAGCUGGUCACAUUUGAAAAGGACGAUGAGUGGGGUCAGAGCCAGACUCAGACUGAGGAGCCCGCCAUCACAGAGGAGGACCUGGAGAUCAUCAAGGAGAGGGAGACCAACAUCAAACAGCUGGAGGCCAACAUCAUGGAUGUGAACCAGAUCUUCAAGGACCUGGCUGUGAUGAUCCACGAUCAGGGAGAGAUGAUUGACAGCAUCGAGGCCAAUGUGGAGAGUGCUGAGGUUCAUGUCGACAGAGGAGCCGUGCAGCUGCAGAAGGCUGCAUAUUACCAGAGGAAGUCCCGCAAGAGGAUGUGCAUGCUGGCCAUGGUGCUGUCGCUGGUGCUCACCAUCCUCAUCAUCAUCAUCUGGCAGGCCAUCAAAUAAGAGGAGAGGCACAGCAUUAGAUGACUUCCUGUGUGUGUGUGUGUGAGGGAGAAAGAGAGAGAGCUGUGUGUGUGCAUCAGUCUGAUUUGGACAAAUGAGCCCUACAUUCCAACACAAUUGAGUUCUCCUUCUUUUACCUUUGUAGAGUCAGUGUGUGUGUGUGUGUGUGUGUGUGUGUGUGUGUGUGUGUGUGUGUGUGUGUGUGUGUGUGUGUGUGACUGAAUGUGGAUGUAUUUAUUUGGGAUAAAUGUGUGGGAACAACAGCGGGUGUUUGUGGGUUUGUCGAGGCUAACAACAAAAUUAAUCUGCAGAUAUUUUGAGAUAUUUUCAAGACUUUCUUAUUAUUUCUGGGACAUUAAAGGGAUAGUUCAGAUUUUUGGAAGCAGGGUUGUUUGGGGUAUUUAUCCACAGACAGUGUCUUACAGACAGCAGAUGGCAGUCAGCGUGUCCCCAGUUUGGAGAAGCAGACUGGAUUCCAAGAUAAACAGUGUACUGCUAUGAAGGGGUCAGCAAUUUUAAUAUAUUUUAGCUACCUGUUUAAAAACAAUAAUAUCAGUUUAAUAUUGUGUCGAUGAAUAAAAAAAGUCUGAACUAUCCCUUUAAAACUUCACUGAGCUCAUGUGUGACUACUGUUACUGAUAGUACUAACCCACUGAAUGUGGGAUGGUGGCUUAAUAUGCAAAGAAUAUUUAUCUCAAGGGGAAAGAAUGCUUUAGCUUUCUGUGUGUGUGUGUGUGUGUGUGAGAGAGAGAGAGAGAGAGUGUGUGUAUUAUUGUGAGUUUGUAAAAUGAGCCCUACAUUCCAACACAAAAAAGCUUAGAAAAGUUUUCUCCUCCUGUAUUCAGUCUCUGUGUGUAGCUGACUGUGGAUGUAUUGAUUUGGGUGGGAACAGAAAAAGGAGCAUUUUCUUCAGUGUACCCUUUAUCACUGCUGUGGGACUUUGUCCUAUCUAAUGCAACCUUGCACAUUUUUAUAUACACUAAGUACCCAUGUCUAUAUGAAUUUGAAUUUGCGUGUCUUGCCAAUGAGAAUGUUGAAGGAAGUAUGGACUGUUAGCAGCUAUCAGACUGUGUGUCCUCAGUAACGUGUUUGUUUCACAGGAUGUGCCCACCUGACAGACAAUAAAAUACAGUUCCACCU
Messenger RNA from Plectropomus leopardus (leopard coralgrouper), 2069 nucleotides. It is a transcript of the gene stx12l, whose product is annotated as syntaxin 12, like. Lineage: Eukaryota; Metazoa; Chordata; Actinopteri; Perciformes; Serranidae. The record is from RefSeq and is a predicted model, not a curated record. Gene Ontology annotation, cellular component: postsynaptic recycling endosome; synaptic vesicle membrane; synaptic vesicle. Gene Ontology annotation, biological process: autophagosome assembly; vesicle fusion; intracellular protein transport. Gene Ontology annotation, molecular function: SNAP receptor activity; SNARE binding.